AUACCAUUACAUUUGCUUUCAAUCGCAGAUAUCGCAGAUAAAAGACAUUAUUGUCCAAAGAAAAAGUCAAUAAUGAUGAUUAACGCAAUUUGUAAUAAUAAGUUCGCUCGUGGGAUUUUCAGCAACUUUGGCUCAAUAGAAAACCGAUGUUCCCCAACGUUGUCUCGAGUCGCGAUCUGUUUUCAUCAAACCCAUGCCGUGAGCUAUGGGACAGUCAGAUGUUUAGCCAGGCAGGCACGGGAUCACAAAGUUCACAGCAAAGUUCAUCGGAGCUCUUUUCCCAGCCUCGCAUCUCACAGUCAAAGACAUCCACUCAUGACAACACGUCUGUACCAGCUUAUAACUCUGUACAGGGCGAGGAAUCAAGUGAAAAGUAUUAUUUAAAGUACAUUUCAAAACCUCCACUUUUUCCUGGUCAAAGCAAGAAUGAACGAACCAAGGCGGAAGAUUUCAGGGAAUUCAUGGAAACACAGCAAAAGAUUACCUUUGAACGUGAGCAGAGAGAUACAUUUGAAGGAUUGAUAGCUCUAUUAAAGGAUUGCACAAGCGAGGUUACGGAUGCAAUGUCCUAUUUUAAAGAAACUCUCAGUAAAAACAUGACAGAAAAUCUGGACCAAGUUACUUCUGCUGCUGAUAAGUCAGUGAAAGUUAUCAUGCAAUUGAAAGCUGACUUUGCUGAGAAUUUCAACACGCUGAAAAGAAAUGUCAGAGAAGAUCAAGCAGUUCAAGAAACCAUUUCUAAGCUUGAGAAGCAAGUUGCCAUUAAAGAGGAGACCAUCAAACACUUGACUUUCCAACUGGAAGAGCUCCAUGCAAAAGAGCAAAGAGCUCUAGAACGUGAGGAAAGCUACUUCAAGAGAGAAAAAGAAAUGCUUGAACAACUGAAAACCGCUGAAAGUACGUCUACGCCACGCAAGCUAAACGACAUUAAAGAGCUUACCCGGCAGCUCGAAGAAUCCAGGAAGAGAGAAAGUAUGGCUUUAGAGAGAGAACAGAAAUAUGUCGAGAGGGAAAAUCAACUCUCAGCAAGUCUCAAAGCUUUGGAGAACAAACAGCAUAACCUGCCAAAUAACGCUAUCGCAGAAAAACACUUUCACGCGCAUUUGCCAGUAAACGCUAGCACAACUCAUGGAGGAAAGAUGCUGACUUAUGGGCCAACGAUGCCGCUGGUGCACUAUCAACAGCCACGUGAUCAGUCACGUGAUCAACAUAACGCCACUCACGUGACUCAACGCCAGGAUGCUAUACCGCCGCAUUGUGAAUCUGAUUGCUUUAGUGCGCGUGCGCUGACCGUAAGCAGCCAUCAAGUGAAUUCAACGUCACAUCCGACCGCAGCUAUAGCUCCUGUGCAAACCAUGCCAAUGACCCAGAGCUUGGCACUUCCCACCGAGCAACCCUCAAACGCAAAUAGUCAUGCUACUGCGAGCUUCGUUACCAAUAAGGUUUCAGCUUCUGUGCUACCUGUGUCAACGGCAUCGCAAAGAUUACAAGAGAACCAUAAUCAAUCAAACCUGAUUUCUCCUGGAAACCUGUCGGCGUCCCGUGCUUCAUUGCAUGAGUACCCUAAGAGAUCACCUGUUGCAACAGUUCUGCCUUUGACCCAAGUUAAAAUUGAAAACAAUCGAAAAGAUUGUAUAUUCUCCAAGAAAGGGGACGACCCAUUGGGGAUAUUCGUGUUCGAUUUGACCGUCCCCUCCCCUGAGAAAUGUAACAACAGCGAGAUGAGUGCCGAAAUGCAGAGUUCCGAAACACAUGUAUCCCCCGAUAAAGUACCAGUCGUUAGGGCGUAUGCCACCCGAUCUGCUCACAACAAGGACACAGAGGCGCACCCCAACACCGGGAUCGUUAAGCGUGCAUCCCCCAGCACCCAAGUUCAACAACCUAUCAAGCGUAGAGUGUCGAAUAGAGGUAACGAGGACAAGAAAGCUGAAAAGCGCACCCGUAUCGAGGAAGACACACAAACCGCAGAACCGGAAGCGAUUGUGAAGAACCAACCAUUUCGACGCAAAGGCUUUGAGGCCCAGAGAACUCUCAACAUACCAUUCGAACGCCUGGACGAGGAUGUCAACAUAAACCAAAUAACUGACAGCAUUCGCAAGCAUGCCAUGAAGAGGAAGCAGAAAGUUGUCCAAAGAAAACCCUACAGAUGAAGAUAAAACCUUUUUUAUCUUC
Molecule: messenger RNA, 2172 nt
Organism: Nematostella vectensis (starlet sea anemone)
Lineage: Eukaryota; Metazoa; Cnidaria; Anthozoa; Actiniaria; Edwardsiidae
Exons: 12
Coding region: 147-2150 (667 amino acids)
Source: RefSeq, a predicted model, not a curated record